AAAAAAUGUUUGUGUUGUGUGUGGCAUCUCCUUCGCCAAAUCGCCUAUAAAAGCAGAGAAGAAGGGAAAGAAGCCAAAGAACAAGUUCAAGAAACAGUAGCAGGUUGUUCCCAUUGCAUUGCUUCUUCAAGUAGAUGGUGAGAAGAGAGACGAGGGAGUAGAAGGCAUUGUUAUUAAUUUUGAGAGAUGGCGAGUUACGAGGCUAUUAAGAACUAUGAUGAUGAAAAUGAUGAAGAUGUGGAGAUGGCACUGCACCACAACCAGAUCUCUGAAUCAAGAUCUGCUACUGUUUUCACCAAUGACGAAACCACAAGGCUUCACAUUCACAACAACAAUAACAACAAGAUUGAGGAACGCUCUUCCUCUUCCUCUUCCACUUCAACUUCCACGCACCAACCUCAACUUCCAACAAAAUCUCAGCGUCUUGUUUCACUCGACGUUUUUCGGGGUCUCACCGUGGCGCUGAUGAUAUUGGUUGAUGAUGCUGGUGGAAUCAUUCCAGCGCUCAAUCAUUCCCCAUGGAAUGGUUUAACACUAGCAGAUUAUGUUAUGCCCUUUUUCCUUUUUAUUGUUGGUGUCUCGCUUGCCCUCACAUACAAGAAACUGUCUUGCAGAGUAGUUGCAACUAGAAAAGCAAUUUUAAGAGCUCUUAAGCUUCUUGUGUUAGGCCUUUUUCUUCAAGGAGGUUACUUCCACCGCCUAAAUGAUCUGACAUAUGGAGUGGAUAUGAAACAAAUAAGAUGGAUGGGAAUACUACAGAGAAUUGCUGUCGCGUAUUUGAUUACAGCAGUGUGUGAAAUUUGGCUCAAGAGUGAUGAUACUGUUAAUUCAGGUCCAUCCCUGUUAAUGAAGUAUCGAUACCAGUGGGCUGUGGCUUUGUUUCUUUCUGUCCUUUAUCUUUGCUUGCUAUAUGGAUUGUACGUUCCUGAUUGGGAGUAUCAAAUCCCAACAGAUCCUUCUUCAGUGCCAAAGAUAUUUUCAGUUAAAUGUGGAGUAAGGGCUGACACUGGACCAGCCUGUAAUGCUAUUGGUAUGAUUGAUCGUAAGAUAUUGGGUAUACAGCACCUGUACAGUAGACCAAUAUAUGCACGGAUGCCUGAGUGUAGUAUUAAUUCCCCUGACUAUGGACCGUUGCCUCCUGAUGCUCCUGCUUGGUGUCAGGCCCCUUUUGAUCCUGAAGGACUCUUAAGUUCAGUGAUGGCUAUUGUUACCUGCCUGGUGGGCUUGCACUACGGACAUAUUAUUGUCCAUUUUAAGGAUCACAGAGUUAGAGUCAUAUACUGGAUGAUUCCAACCUCUUGUCUUAUAGUUUUUGGCCUUGUGUUGGACUUGUUUGGAAUGCACAUAAAUAAGGUUCUAUACUCGUUCAGUUAUAUGUGUGUCACUGCUGGUGCUGCAGGCAUCCUCUUUGUCGCAAUAUACUUGAUGGUUGAUGUAUGGGGAUAUAGUCGAAUGACUAUGGUUAUGGAAUGGAUGGGCAUGCAUGCAUUGAUGAUUUAUAUCCUUGCGGCUUGCAAUGUUUUCCCUAUUUUCCUCCAAGGAUUUUAUUGGGGAAAUCCUCACAAUAACAUCCUGAAGUUGAUUGGAGUUGGCAGUUGAAAGGAGGAGAUAAAUAUGCUGACGGAUAAAGAUUCUAUACAGUAAGACGGUGACACAUUUUCUGUUUCACUAAGUCUGAAAGUAAAGGUUACCACGUACGUGGUGAUCGCUGAUAUAUUAAAAGAGUUUUGGAGAGCUAGUCAUUUUGUUCACGAGCGUGAAUCAUGUUCCUCUAAUCUCUUGAUGGCGUCUCCUGCAUGGAUGAUGGAUAUAUAUUUAGAGAGUAGCUACGUUUCUUGAUGGCAUAUAUUGUGUUUCUCUAAUCAUUCCUCUAAUCAUGUUCCUCUAUAUAUGAAGCAGCUUUUGUCUAUAGUACGACUGCGAUAUUAAAAUGAUAGAUUUCAAGAGGAGUAAGCAUUUGACACGAUACCGAUGUACAAUUAUUACUUUUUAUAUUUAUUAUUACUAUUAGCCUAGAAAUGCCAAUUUCUUUAUUGCAUGUGAACACUCAACAUAAUUUCAUUUCCAAAUGCCUGGAC
This is a messenger RNA of Abrus precatorius (Indian licorice), 2078 nucleotides long. RefSeq names its product heparan-alpha-glucosaminide N-acetyltransferase. Bases 187 to 1599 code for a protein of 470 amino acids. The record is from RefSeq and is a predicted model, not a curated record. The transcript has 14 exons. NCBI's taxonomy places the organism in Eukaryota, Viridiplantae, Streptophyta, Magnoliopsida, Fabales, Fabaceae.